Molecule: messenger RNA, 468 nt
Organism: Humulus lupulus (European hop)
Lineage: Eukaryota; Viridiplantae; Streptophyta; Magnoliopsida; Rosales; Cannabaceae
Product: pentatricopeptide repeat-containing protein At2g25580-like
Exons: 1
Coding region: 1-468 (155 amino acids)
Biological process (GO): RNA modification
Molecular function (GO): RNA binding; zinc ion binding
Source: RefSeq, a predicted model, not a curated record
AUGAUUUUAAAUAGCAAUGGAGGCUUAACUAGUCUCAACAUAAAAGUUAAUUUUAAUAAGUUUAAACCUACUAACACACUACACUGCCUUAUUCCAGUGAAAUCUUCUGAUUUUGUAAAAGAGAAAGAGAAGAAGAAAGAUCCAAGUCUUUUAGAAGUAAGAAGUCAAGUCCAUGAAUAUAGAGCAGGUGAUACCUCUCAUCCCGAGAAUGAUAAGAUUUAUGCCAAGCUUAGGGGUUUGAGAGAACAAAUGAAAGAAGCUGGUUAUAUACCUGAGACUAGAUUUGUGCUACAUGACAUAGAUCAGGAAAGCAAGGAAGAUGCUCUUCUUGCUCACAGUGAGAGACUGGCUGUUGCCUAUGGCCUCCUCAGCAGCUCAGCACGUUCACCUAUUAGGGUGAUCAAGAAUCUUCGGGUUUGUGGUGAUUGUCAUAAUGCACUGAAGAUCAUUUCUAAGAUAGUCGGCUAA